AUGCAUCUAGCACACGCGCUGGUCGCCAGUGCCCUUGCCCUCAGGGCCUCAGCCUUCCUCAUCCCCCUCGAGAUCUCAAAGACAGCAGAGCAGGCCAACGCUGAUCUUGCGCGUCUAUUUUCCAGUCCCAGCGUCGUUGCCGUUGAUCUCGAUUGCCCUGGCUGCCCGUACUUUGCCGGAGAAGACUCAGCGCAGCCACAAUCCGAUGUCGAGAACAAAAUUCAUCUUCAAUUCGGCAUCGACCCCGAGCACGGCUUGACCCUCAACUCCGUUCCCAUCUUUCCCCAUGAUCCUACGAAUGCGGGUAUCCCAUACGUCGUGUCAGCUCCUCAGAUCAGAGUUGAAGAUGGCUCCCAGACGGAGCCAGUGCAGCUGGAAUUUGCCUACGAGAGGCUUCAACCCGUCAAAUCGCAAGAAGACCCCGAAGUCACCAUUCUACCACUUCGCUUCACGAUCCUUGGUCUGCGAGGCUAUCCUGUAAAGGUCGACACCAUUGCCAUUGACCUCCUCGAAACUCCCACCGAGACCGCUUUCGCCAGAUACGCUCAAAUUCCGUUCGAGGACACUCCCGGUGCCACCAGCUGCGACACCGCCUCGAAAUGGUCACUCUGCCGCCUGAGAGCCAUCAUCGCUGCCCGUCUACAAUCAAUCAUGGAAGUUGCAAAAGCACGUGCCCACGGAGAGAAAAGCUGGAAGCACGGUGGCUGCGGUGGUAGAAAGUUCGGAGGUAGGAAGUCUGGACCCAAUGGCAGACACCACGGCCAUGGUCACCACAUGAGCGGCAAACAUCACCACGGCCAUCACUACCGUGCCCACCACAUCGGACACAUCCUACAUCAAACACUUCGUUUCUUUGUCAUCCCUGCUCUUCUUGGCGUCAUUGGAGGCUUGAUGGCCAGUGCAGUGGGCAUGCUCGUCGGUCAAAUGAUAUCCUACCUUUGGACCCGCUAUUACCGUCGCGGUCAACGAGGAGACGCCAGUGUCCGGGUUGUCGAGAUUGUUGUCGGCGAGGACGAGAAGACCGCAUUGAUGGAUGACACCUCUGACCUUCCACCACCACCACCGGAGUACACAGACCUUGAGGCCGUUGCGAAGUCGUGA
Messenger RNA from Exophiala viscosa, 1101 nucleotides. RefSeq lists its product as uncharacterized. The transcript has 2 exons. NCBI's taxonomy places the organism in Eukaryota, Fungi, Ascomycota, Eurotiomycetes, Chaetothyriales, Herpotrichiellaceae. Bases 1 to 1101 code for a protein of 366 amino acids. The record is from RefSeq and is a predicted model, not a curated record.